AUGCCGAUCCCAAAUCCCAAUCCCGAAUCCUCUACUACACGGCCAGAAUCAAACCAGAGCAUGCCAAGCCAAGAGGGUACAAGCCUGGUUGAGGGUAGAGAACCCCCUGUUUGCUCCUUUCAUUUUACUGACCAUGCUUUAGGAACUUCGGAACUCGAGCACGACAUAAUAAGCGACGGUGAUCUUGUACUUAUCGUCGGAGCGGACGAAAAGCGGAUCAGAAUUACGGUUCAGGCUGCCCGCGUGUGUUCACACAUUCUUGGACAAAUACUUGAUCAACACAAUAUCACUGAUGCUGACAAUACGGGUCGGGUUCGUGAGCUUAGGCUUCCAAACGACAGUGCUACCGCGACUCGAAACGCAUUUGGCAGCAUCUAUCCUGGCAAUCCCCAUACGGACGAUCUGUUGCCAGCAGAGAUCUACGAUGUGGUCGUGUUUGCCAGGAAGUAUAAGAUGAUUCCCGAAUUCAAGAAGGUCGCUCUAAACUGGUUCCGCCCAAUAUUAUGGGCCCACUGCUUUCAUCUGCUUCGUGGUCUGGAAGAAUGUUGGCAUCUAAUGAUGGCAGCGCAUUACAUGCUUCUCGAGUAUCCCAAUACGCUCCCUGAAAUCGGUUUUGCAUUCUCCAAACUGAGCGAGCGACUGGUGAGGGCCAGGAACCAAUAUCACAACGCCCGCUUAGUAGAACCGGGGCCAGACGCUGACGAUAUUGAAGUCGAUAUCUACCGUAAGAUACUCAUCCCCCUUCAUCAUGCAUAA
Molecule: messenger RNA, 756 nt
Organism: Fusarium subglutinans
Lineage: Eukaryota; Fungi; Ascomycota; Sordariomycetes; Hypocreales; Nectriaceae
Exons: 1
Coding region: 1-756 (251 amino acids)
Source: RefSeq, a predicted model, not a curated record